GUUCUCCGUUAUCUGAUUGGAGGGAGCGAGGCCUCGUCGCCCGUGGCAGUGCGGAGGCACGAAUAUGAAACGUUAUGUACCCUUUUUUCGGGACCCGAAGAGUCCAAGGAACUUUUUGUGACAUACUGUGUUCGAGAGGAUGCCUCGCUAUCAUCGCUAUAUUCGUCAUGUUAAUGGCUGUUUGCUACGGCCGGCCGGCCGUAGGAAACCAAUCCGUCAUUUCGGAAUCCAUUGUGUUCCUGUCCCGCUAUGGCUACCUCCCCACUUCCGACCUCCAUUCAGAGAGCCUGCGGACGGAGGACCAACUGCGGGCCGCUCUCUCGUCAAUGCAGGACUUUGCCGGACUGCCCCAGACGGGGCUGGCAGACGAGGCCACCGUCCGGCUCAUGCGGCGGCGGCGGUGCGGUGUGCCAGACCUCAUGCCCGGACAGCCUCGACGUCGGGUACGCCGGUACGCCAUUCAGGGUCAGAAAUGGCCCAGCACCACGCUCACUUGGAGCGUCCGCAGUAUGGACUCGUCCGAUGACAGCAUGGUGCGCUCGCAGCUGCGAAGGGCGUUUCUGGUCUGGAGCGACUCAUCCCCACUUACCUUUAAGGAGGUGGUGGGCGGAACAGCAGACAUUUUGGUUUCCUUCCUCAGAGGGCAUCAUGGUGACGGGUACCCUUUCGAUGGGGAAGGGGCUGUCCUGGCCCAUGCCUUCUUUCCGGGAGAGGGCAUCGGUGGAGACGCCCACUUCGACGCAGAAGAACGGUGGCUGCCUAACCAGCCCGAUGAUGAAGAAGAGGGGGUGAACUUAUUUGCGGUAGCAGCACACGAGAUUGGUCAUUCCUUAGGGCUAUCCCAUUCGUCCACUCCCGGAUCUCUCAUGUUUCCUUAUUAUCAGGUCAUGGGGGAACACUUCUCCCUGCCACAAGAUGAUGCGGACGGAAUUCGAUAUCUCUACGGUGUAAAAGAACCGGACAGACAGUCCACAAUGCCUCCCUUGCUUCCUAAGACAACCACUCAGACAGUGACAACGGAGACGUCAAGCGGCGCCUCCGUCAUUACCACUGAGAGAAGCUGGGUACCGAAGACGACAAAGGGAACCAAGAAGCCAAACUUACCCCCAGCGCAGGACAUUCCAGACGUGUGCAAUACUUCUAUUGACGCUAUAUCCGUCAUUCGGAGUGAAGUUUUUGUCUUUAAAGGGAAGUACUUUUGGAGACUGGACAAGAACCACACCCUUCGUGCUGGAUACCCUGUCUCCAUCGAUCGGUUCUGGUUCGACCUCCCAGCCAACUUGACCCACGUGGAUGCAGUGUACGAAAGGCCUACUGACACUAAGAUCGUCUUCUUUGUCGGGCGAUUUUUCUGGCUCUUCUCCGCCAAUAAACUGGAGUCUGGUUACCCAAAGCCGCUAACGGACCUAGGUCUUCCGGAGGACUUAGAGCGAGUUGAUGCAGCCAUGGUUUGGGGACACAAUGGAAAGACUUACUUCUUCGCUGGGCGACAGUACUGGAAGUUCGACGAAGUCGAGGGAAGAGUAGAACUGGACUAUCCCAGGAGCAUCCACGCCUGGAGGGGCGUGCCAGAAGGAGUAGAUGCUGCUCUUUUGUGGACAGACGGUAAUACGUACUUCUUCAAAGAAACUAACUUCUGGCGAUUUGUGGAUGCAAAAAUGCGAGUAGAGAAUAAACCACCGGCUGAGAUCGGGGUAUUUUGGUUCAAAUGUUUUACCCAGAAGGUGGAAACGACACAGCCUGUUACUACACCCAAACCAGUCAUUUUCCAAGCUGAGAAAGAAAAUAAUGCUGUCAUUCUGAAAAGGCCAUCGUUGUGUAUUUUGAUGGCAGCACUUCUUUUGAUUAUGUAUAGACCACAAUGAAGGGUAAUGAUGAAAUGUAAAGAAGAGAAGUCAGGAGAGACAGAAUUCCCUUUGGAAACGAAGAAAAGUUAAUUUAUUGGAUUUGCCGCAGUAGUUCCGAAUACUUUGGAAUUUCUGCGUGAGUUUUCCAUUGAUAUUUUUGGAAAAUUCUUCAUAGAACCAUACUGUUCUAACUUCAUCAGAGAGGAUCAUUCAAGCUUUCUAUUGAAGAAAUCAAGACCUAACAAAAGCUUUUUCAAAGUAAACACCCCAUUCAUUGGUACUUAAUUUAACAUUUGAAGCAUCUAUGUCAUCAGUGGCGGAAGUAAAUGAUUGUCAUUAUUAACAUUAGACCUGCCAAGAGUUCAAGAACUGCUGUUUUGAUUUCCGACGUUAUUAAUGAAAUUUUAGUUUCAUUUUGAAAAUCAAUUAAUGAAAACAUUAGGAACAACUGACUUUAAACGUUUUAAAACGAUACUGACCUAUUUAGAUUUCUAGUUACCUAUAACAGAAGACUGAACACCAGUUCUCUUAGUGUUUUUACAGUAAAAUUUGCUUUGAAGAGCUUUUUUUUUUUUUUUUUUCAAAGCAAAAUGUUUUGAAAUGAUCAUUUUAUGUUUUUUAUUUCUAAUUUUGAAAAUUUUUUAUGUGUUAUUGUUAUGAAAAUAGUCUACUGCCUAGACAUUAAAUUGGUUCAAAUAAAAUAUUUGAA
This is a messenger RNA of Uloborus diversus, 2556 nucleotides long. RefSeq names its product matrix metalloproteinase-2-like. Gene Ontology annotation, molecular function: metalloendopeptidase activity; zinc ion binding. Lineage: Eukaryota; Metazoa; Arthropoda; Arachnida; Araneae; Uloboridae. Gene Ontology annotation, biological process: extracellular matrix organization; collagen catabolic process; proteolysis. Bases 75 to 1865 code for a protein of 596 amino acids. Gene Ontology annotation, cellular component: extracellular matrix. The transcript has 8 exons. The record is from RefSeq and is a predicted model, not a curated record.